AUGGCUGAUAAUACAGACGAUUAUUCCUACGAUUACGAAUAUCUUUACAAAAUAGUGCUUAUCGGGGACUCGGGGGUAGGUAAGUCGAAUUUACUAUCACGAUUCACUCGUGAUGAGUUCAACUUGGAGAGCAGAUCAACUAUUGGUGUUGAGUUUGCAACUCGUACAUUAGAGAUUGAUGGUAAGAGGGUCAAGGCACAGAUUUGGGAUACCGCUGGACAAGAAAGGUAUAGGGCCAUUACAUCCGCAUACUAUCGAGGUGCUCUUGGUGCAUUGAUUGUGUACGAUAUUGCCAAAACUGAGAGUUAUGAAAGUGUUAGCCGUUGGUUGAAGGAGUUGAAGGAACAUGCUGAUGCAAACAUUGUUAUUGAAUUGGUGGGUAACAAAUCCGAUUUGGACCAUUUGCGAGCUGUUCCCACCGACGAAGCCAGGAAUUUUGCUAUGGAAAACAACCUUUUGUUCACAGAAGCAAGUGCUUUGAGCUCUGAUAAUGUGGAUUUGAGUUUCCACCAGUUGUUGAAGAAUAUAUACGAAAUGAUUUCCAAGCACCAAUUGGACACUAACGAACAAGGUGGGUUGAAAGCAGCUACAAAUGGACCAACAAUUAGUUUGACCCCUGCUCCGAAAGAAAGAAACCGUAAUAAAAACAACGGUGGAUGUUGUUAG
Lodderomyces elongisporus is the source of this 666-nucleotide messenger RNA. It is a transcript of the gene YPT31, whose product is annotated as Rab family GTPase. The record is from RefSeq and is a predicted model, not a curated record. The coding region runs from base 1 to 666 and encodes 221 amino acids. Lineage: Eukaryota; Fungi; Ascomycota; Pichiomycetes; Serinales; Debaryomycetaceae. The transcript has a single exon. Gene Ontology annotation, biological process: exocytosis. Gene Ontology annotation, cellular component: recycling endosome; Golgi apparatus. Gene Ontology annotation, molecular function: GTPase activity; GTP binding.